Molecule: messenger RNA, 1160 nt
Organism: Prorocentrum cordatum
Lineage: Eukaryota; Dinophyceae; Prorocentrales; Prorocentraceae
Source: the annotation of a GenBank genome assembly
GAUCUCAUCGCACAUCGAGACCCGUUGAAGAUCAGCCUCGACGGACUUGAGAAGCAUAUCAACAGCGCCUGCCAGAUAGGCCAACGCUCGGCCCGCAUUGCAGAGCUCGAGCAGGAUUAUGCGGUCACCCUCUACAUGAUCAUGUACGCCAGGGACCCGAAGGCCCGCGCAGAGCAGCAGAAAGCGUACGUCGACACGAUCAGACGGCCGCCGCGGCUGCGUGCGUCGCUGCGAGCCGCCGACGUCGACCUGGCAGUCCAGGUCAGCGGCCUCGCCGCCCGGAUGGCGAAAAUCCAGCAGGCCCUCGCGGCUGUCAUCGUCGACGCCUCGCCGGCGCAGCCGGCGGGGCAUGGCCAGUUGCCGGCGCCUGCGAGCCAAUUGGCCCGCGUAGGAGGCAGUGACGAGCCCGGGUCAGGGAGAGCGGCGUCGGCGCCAGUCAAGCCAGCGGGCCCCAAGAUCGCCCCGGAGAAGAUCGCCAUAGGGAUCGCAGCGGGCAAAUCGACUGUCGAGCGCGUCCCGGUCAGCGCCCUCAAGGCCGCCUUCGACAAGGGCAGCGCCCGCGGGGCAGCCGCCGAGGGCGUCGUGGUGGCCGCAGACGAGAACGGCGUCGACGAGGGCAUGGGCGACGCGCGCUUGAAGGAGUGGUGGGCAGCAACCACCACGCUGGCGCAGCAGGCGAGGCUGGGAGCAGAGCAGCUAAUCGCGCUUGCGGAUGCGAGCGCAGCGGUCGGCAGCGCGUUCUCCGGAGCAAUGGGCUCUCGAGACAAGGAUGGAGAUACUUCAGCCAAGAGAAGGGACUACGUCACUGUCUCAGGCGGCAUAGCAGUCAUGGAGCAGGGAGUGGAAGGCGCGAUCGCCCGCGCCGUUUCAAAGGAAGAUCACCAGGCAGCCAAGGCACUUGUCAUGUUCCCACCCUCGGGGCACGUCCAAGAAUGCUCGGCGCCGCGCAGAGUCCCGGAUUACCCUGCUUUGUGCGAUGACCCAGAGGCAUGCAGCGAGCUCAAGAAGCUGCUUGCAGAGGCGCCGGCGGUGGAAUACGACGUGCGCAAGCACACUCCCAGCCUGGGCGGCAUUUCGGGCAAGCUGCUGGCUAAGUUCGGCGCUGACUUAGGUCGCGUCUACUCUCCAGUCGCCACUAAGGCUGGACUGCGCAUAGAGGG